AUGAGCGAGACCUGGGAUGCCUCCAAGGCGGCUUUCGAGGGAGCUAAGCGAUUGCUACGAUUCGAAGAGUUGCCCAAGGAGUGGCAGAGCAACCCCUAUAUCCACACAGGGUACCGGUUCCUGUCCUCGAAGCGUCAAUGUCUGUGGAGCAUUUUCCGGAUCCAUAACGAGACCUGCAAUAUUUGGACCCAUAUGCUCGGUUUUGCCGGCCUCAUCGCCCUGGGCUUCUACAUCCACACUACGUUCCUGGAGCACGGCUCCUUCUGGGACCACGCUGUCUUCCUCUUCUUCUUCCUCGCCGCCUCCAAGUGUCUGAUCUGCUCGACUCUAUACCACACCUUCCUCUGCCACUCGCGCCUGCCCGUCAUGCGAUGUGCCGCCACGUUCGAUUACAUUGGCAUCGGCGUCCUCAUCACAGCCUCGGUUAUGGCCACCCUGCACUAUGGAUUCUUUUGCGAUGCCGAGAAAUGGAUCUUUUUGGCCUUCUCUUUCGGCAUGGGCAUCGUAGGAUGCAUCUUGCCGCUCUACCCAUUCUUUGACCUGCCAAGUUUCCGCUAUUUCCGUAUCUUUAUCUUCGUCGGCAUGGCCUGCUCUGGAGUCGUCCCCCUCAGCUAUGCGGCGUACGUGAAGGGCUUCUCAAACACCUUUAGCUUCAUCUUCCCAUUCUUUAAAUCUGGCCUCGCCUAUCUCACCGGCUUGUUGUUCUAUGGACACCGCUUCCCAGAGAAGCGCUUCCCGGGCGUCUUUGACCGAUGGGGCCACUCGCAUCAGGUCUGGCAUGUCGCUGUGGUGGCAGGCAUCUACUAUCACUACAUGGCGAUGGUACACUUCUAUAAUGCGAGAUACACAUUCGGGUGCCAAGCUGUUUAUGGCGGGUACGAGCACGAGCACUUGUUUGCAGGACAGGGCAUGCAGGAUUCCGUCAUGGGCGGUGCCUCGGCGUCGUGGUUCCCGACCGCAACGGCCGUUGCGACCGCAUAA
Gamsiella multidivaricata is the source of this 981-nucleotide messenger RNA. RefSeq names its product hemolysin-III related-domain-containing protein. The transcript is spliced from 2 exons. Bases 1 to 981 code for a protein of 326 amino acids. Gene Ontology annotation, cellular component: membrane. Gene Ontology annotation, molecular function: signaling receptor activity. The record is from RefSeq and is a predicted model, not a curated record. Lineage: Eukaryota; Fungi; Mortierellomycota; Mortierellomycetes; Mortierellales; Mortierellaceae.